GGCCGACCGGGUGUUGAUUGUUACUGCCAACAUGAAAGCGGCGCUGCCGUUGUGCAACUUCAGUUUUUAAUUAAUGAGGGCGCUUUGGUCAGCGCGAGCUCAGACGACAUGCUCCAUUUGUGGAAUCUCAGACAGAAACGGCCGGCAAUUCUUCAUUCUCUAAAAUUUACUCGAGAACGGAUUACAUUCUGUCACUUGCCUUUCCAAAGCAAAUGGCUGUACGUAGGGACAGAGCGGGGAAACACUCAUAUUGUAAAUAUUGAAUCUUUCAUCCUUUCUGGAUAUGUGAUCAUGUGGAACAAGGCUAUAGAGCUGUCUACAAAGACCCACCCUGGGCCUGUGGUGCACCUGAGCGACAGCCCGAAAGAUGAAGGAAAACUCUUGAUAGGCUAUGAAGAUGGAACAGUAGUACUCUGGGACUUGAGAUCCAAGAGAGCAGAUUUAAGACUAUAUUAUGAUGAGGCAAUCCACUCUAUCGGGUGGCAUCACGAGGGAAAGCAGUUUAUGUGCAGUCAUUCGGACGGCAGCUUGACUCUGUGGAAUCUCCGAAGUCCUAGCAGGCCCUUCCAAAUAAUCAUUCCACAUGGCAAAAUCCAGCGAGAUGGUAAAAAAGCUGAAUCUUGUAAGCCAAUUCUUAAAGUAGAAUACAAGACGUGUAAAAACAGUGAGCCUUUUAUAAUUUUUUCUGGUGGACUUUCUUACGACAAGCCAUGGCGAAGGCCAAGUCUAACGAUCAUGCAUGGAAAAGCAAUCACCGUGCUUGAAAUGGAUCACCCCAUUGUGGACUUUUUAACCCUCUGUGAAACGCCAUACCCCAAUGAAUUUCAAGAACCAUAUGCUGUAGUUGUAUUGUUGGAAAGAGAUUUGAUAGUUGUUGACCUGACGCAAAGCAAUUUCCCAAUUUUCGAAAACCCUUACCCCAUGGACAUUCACGACACACCCGUUACCUGCACAGACUAUCUGGCCGACUGUCCUCCAGAUUUGAUUCCUGUGCUAUACUCUGUAGGUGUGAAACAUAAGAAGCAAGGAUACAGCAAUAAGGAAUGGCCCAUCAGUGGCGGAGCAUGGAACCUAGGAGCACAGACAUAUCCUGAAAUUAUUAUCACAGGUCAUGCAGAUGGAUCAGUAAAAUUUUGGGACGCUUCUUGCAUAACACUUCAGAUGCUGUACAAGUUAAAAACCUCAAAGGUGUUUGAAAAACAGAAGGUGGAAGGAAAGUCAACAGCAGAAAUUGUAGAAGAUGAUCCUUUUGCGGUCCAGAUGAUGUAUUGGUGUCCCGAAAGUCGGAUAUUCUGUGUAGCAGGAGCCUCUGCUUAUGUUAUCGUUUACAGAUUCAGCAAACACGAAGUCAAUACUGAAAUAGCCUCCUUAGAGGUGCGGAUUCAGAACGAGAUAGAAGAUAUCAUCAGUCCGGAGGCAGAAAUGAUUCCUCCCUUCCCAGACGCGUCUUCUCAACUCCCGUCUUUAAAAGAUCUCUCAGGCAGCACAAACACCAUCACGUCUGUGGGAACAGUGAAGGACAGUAUUCCAUGCCUCAGCGUUAAGACUCGUCCACUGAAGAUGCCUCCUGGUUACCAAGCGGAACUUGUUAUCCAGUUGGUGUGGGUAGAGGGGGAGCCUCCUCAGCAAAUUACCACCCUGGCAGCAAAUUCAGCAUAUGGAUUAGUUGCAUUUGGAAACUGCAAUGGUUUGGCUGUUGUGGAUUUUAUGCAGAAGACCACGCUGCUGAGCCUCGGAACCGCCGACAUCUACGGAUCCACUGAUCCGUACCAACGCCAGCCUCGCUCUCCCCGCCGAAGCAAGCAGUUCGCUGCAGGCCUCACCGAGUUGUCUGACGGCCCCAUUUCGCUGGAGCUGGAGCGCUGCAAAUCCCCAACCGCCUCAGAUCAUGUGAACGGACACUGCACGAGUCCCACUUCUCUAAGCUCUGGAAAACGGCUCUCUAGCGCAGAUGUCACAAAAAUUAACCGUCGGGUUUCCGGCAAGCCUCCGUUUCGGAAAGCUCAGUCGGCUGCCUGCAUGGAGAUUUCCCUGCCAGUCGCAACGGAAGAAAACAGAGAAAACUCCUUCAGCCAUUCCCGCAGCUCGAGCGUCUCCAGUAUUGACAAAGAGGCUAAGGAAGCCAUUACAGCUUUGUACUUCAUGGAGUCAUUUGUACGGAAAAACGACACUGCUGUAUCUCCGUGUCUUUGGGUCGGUACAGGCCAUGGUAUGGUCUCGACGCUAUCCCUUAACUUGCCUUCGGUGGAUGAACUAAGGCAUACGGAGCCUGUCACGGUUUCGCCAAGUGGCAUGCUUCUGACUCUGAAGGGAGCAGUCUUAACUUUCGGGUGCUUGGAUUGCACGGGGACUUUGAUACACCCUCCUUACGAGGCCUGGAGAGACCCCAAAAACAAUACGGAGGACAGUGAACGAGCUCGGAAAAGGAAGCUGGUCAUGCAUUCUCCCUCCUCCUCUCAGGACAUGGGAGAGCACCAGUUUGUGGUGGUCUGCUCCGAGAAGCAGGCCAAAGUGUUCUCGCUGCCUUCCCAGGCGUGCCUCUACGUCCACAACAUCACGGACACCUCCUUCCUAUUGACGGCGGACGUGGUGGCCCUCUGUAGCAGCGUUUGCCUGGCGUGCCUCUGUGCCAAUGGGCAUAUCAUGAUUCUGAGUUUACCCAGUCUCCGCCCGUUGCUAGAUGUUAAUUAUUUGCCUGUAACAGACACGAGGAUCGCUCGGACUUUUUGUUUUACCAACGAGGGACAAGCGUUGUAUCUCGGUUCUCCUACGGAAGUCCAGCGACUGACCUUCAGCCAAGAGAUGUGCGACAAUCUACAGGACAUGCUCGGGGUGUUGUUCACCCCCGUGGAAACCCCUGAGGCUCAGUACAGAGGCUUUCUGAAGGGACUCUUUGGUGGAACAGGAGGAACGCUGGACAGAGAAGAACUCUUUGGCGAGGCCACGGCGGGAAAAGCAUCUCGGAGUCUUGCUCAGCACAUCCCUGGGUCCGGCGGAGUGGAGGGCGUGAAAGGGGCUGCGGGAAGUGCCAUUGGAGAGCUGGCUCGGGCGCGCAUAGCCCUCGACGAGAGGGGGCAGAAACUGGGAGAACUGGAUGAGAAAACAGCCAGGAUGAUGGCCAGUGCAGAAUCCUUGUCCAAACAUGCACAUGAGGUGAUGCUGAAAUACAAGGAGAAGAAAUGGUACCAGUUUUAGAUUUUUACCUACUAAAGAGCUGCUCUUUAGUGCACUAAGAACAGGAGUCAAAGGAAUGGACCUGAUUCUCCAAGCUCGGCAGCUGAGCAGAAGCGGCUCUUCCUCCUCGGCACCUAUUUCCUCUUUCGUUGCACCGCACCGUCGAGGGAGGCAAACGUUUCCAGCGUUCCUGGCUGCGCGUGGGUCUUUGUAGUCUGAUCUACAACCAGGGAAUCUUUUCCCCAAACGAACCCUCCUUCCAGCAGGUAACGUUUCAGCGGUUCUGGGUUGCGGACUGCGGGAAAGGCUGCGGCUGGUUGAAAAAUACCCUGUACAAACCAGAUUGUUAAUGCGUUUAAGCCGAAUAAAACUUUGCAUGACUAAUUGACCUUCUUAUACGACACGAGACAAAAAAACAAAAACAAAAAAACACACAAACCAAAAAAAAAAGCAAAGCAUGUUGUGAUCGAAGAAAAAGGGAUCCAUUUCUCAGUUCCACAAAUAAAUAGUUCAAACAGCAGAGCCUUUUUCUGUUUUUCAAGCAACUAAACACCAGGUGGGUACAUUGCCAGCAUGUUGCUCUCGACAGAAGACGACCGGCUGCGUUUCUCUCAUAUUUGACGUUCUUUUUCUGUGGACAAUCUUAGUUUGAGAACACUCAUGCAUUUCAUUAGUAGAAGAAUAAAAGUGACAUGAAACUUC
Molecule: messenger RNA, 3876 nt
Organism: Sphaerodactylus townsendi
Lineage: Eukaryota; Metazoa; Chordata; Lepidosauria; Squamata; Sphaerodactylidae
Gene: STXBP5L
Product: syntaxin binding protein 5L
Exons: 24
Coding region: 109-3195 (1028 amino acids)
Biological process (GO): regulation of protein secretion; regulation of exocytosis
Cellular component (GO): cytoplasm; SNARE complex; plasma membrane
Molecular function (GO): myosin II binding; GTPase activator activity; syntaxin binding
Source: RefSeq, a predicted model, not a curated record